Molecule: messenger RNA, 417 nt
Organism: Trypanosoma rangeli
Lineage: Eukaryota; Euglenozoa; Kinetoplastea; Trypanosomatida; Trypanosomatidae
Exons: 1
Coding region: 1-417 (138 amino acids)
Source: RefSeq, a predicted model, not a curated record
AUGACGCAUAUCGAUGAUGUCGAGAACGCACCGGAGCGGACAGCUGAAGAUGAAGCUUUAGAUUUGCGUGUUUUUGCUCGUGCCAUGUGUGAUGAGGCGUGCAGCAUACAGAAGCUUUUGCAUGAGUACACGGAUAAGACGAGAGCUCUUGACGAUGAAGUGCGAGGUUUUGUGGAGCGCGACAACGCGGAGGAGGACGCGCUUCAGAUGAUUGUGACGGAUGUUGCGCAUGCGGAAAUGAGGGCUCUUCGAAACGUGCGUUACGUUGAAUUUUCACAGCAGAGGUCAGGCGCGUUGGCUGAGCGAGCCGCCGAAGGGGCAGUGGUCUGUCCGGCCUCAGCAGACGGAAGGACUUCGUGGGUAUGUGGCUGGCUGCCUCGCCGCGUUGUGCAACGGUGCCCCGGAUGCAGUUUUUGA